This is a messenger RNA of Scomber japonicus (chub mackerel), 4339 nucleotides long. RefSeq names its product protein phosphatase 2, regulatory subunit B', gamma a (gene ppp2r5ca). NCBI's taxonomy places the organism in Eukaryota, Metazoa, Chordata, Actinopteri, Scombriformes, Scombridae. Bases 73 to 1650 code for a protein of 525 amino acids. Gene Ontology annotation, cellular component: protein phosphatase type 2A complex; cytosol; nucleus. Gene Ontology annotation, molecular function: protein phosphatase activator activity. The transcript is spliced from 14 exons. Gene Ontology annotation, biological process: signal transduction; protein dephosphorylation. The record is from RefSeq and is a predicted model, not a curated record.
UGAUCUGCUUUUGUGCUAAAAUGGAGGCUGGCCUCUCGCCCUGAGUGGAUCGCCUUCCUGGUUGAGGUUUAGAUGUUGACAUGCAAUAAAGCUGGAGACAGGAUGGUUGUGGAUGCACCUAAUUCCAAUGGGCCUUUUCAGCCGGUGGCUCUUAUGCACUUCAGAGAUGUGGCCCCCGCAGAGCAGGAGAAGCUCUUCAUCCAGAAGCUACGGCAGUGCUGUGUUCUUUUUGACUUCCUGUCCGACCCGCUGAGCGACCUGAAAUGGAAGGAGGUGAAGCGGGCGGCGCUCAGCGAGAUGGUGGAGUACAUCACCCACAACAGGAAUGUCAUCACAGAGCCCAUCUACCCGGAGGUGGUGCACAUGUUUGCUGUGAAUAUGUUCAGAACAUUGCCUCCAUCGUCCAACCCCACUGGAGCAGAGUUUGACCCAGAAGAAGAUGAGCCAACACUUGAAGCUGCAUGGCCACACCUCCAGCUCGUCUAUGAAUUUUUCCUUAGGUUUUUAGAAUCGCCUGACUUUCAGCCUAACAUAGCAAAGAAAUACAUUGACCAGAAAUUUGUUAUGCAGCUCCUAGAACUAUUUGACAGCGAAGAUCCCAGAGAGAGAGACUUCCUUAAAACUACCCUCCACAGGAUCUAUGGAAAGUUUCUGGGGCUAAGAGCAUACAUCAGAAAACAGAUCAAUAACAUUUUCUAUAGGUUUAUCUACGAGACAGAGCACCAUAAUGGUAUAGCUGAACUACUGGAAAUACUUGGAAGCAUAAUCAAUGGAUUUGCCUUACCACUAAAAGAAGAGCACAAGAUUUUCCUGUUGAAGGUUUUAUUGCCUCUGCACAAAGUCAAAUCACUCAGUGUCUACCAUCCACAGCUGGCCUACUGCGUGGUGCAGUUUUUGGAAAAGGACAGCACUCUAACUGAGCCGGUGGUAAUGGCUCUUCUAAAGUACUGGCCAAAGACUCACAGUCCUAAAGAAGUGAUGUUCCUCAAUGAGCUGGAGGAGAUUCUGGAUGUCAUCGAGCCCUCUGAGUUUGUUAAGGUGCAGGAGCCUCUCUUCAGACAGCUGGCCAAAUGUGUGUCCAGCCCACACUUCCAGGUUGCAGAGAGAGCUCUGUACUACUGGAACAACGAGUACAUCAUGAGUCUGAUUAGCGACAACGCAGCUAAGAUUCUGCCGAUCAUGUUCCCCGCUCUGUACCGCAACUCAAAGACCCACUGGAAUAAGACCAUCCACGGCCUCAUUUACAACGCUCUGAAGCUUUUCAUGGAGAUGAAUCAGAAGCUCUUUGAUGAUUGCACACAGCAGUUCAGGGCUGAGAAAAACAAAGAGAAGGCAAAGUCAAAAGAACGUGAAGAGGCUUGGAUCAAGAUCGAGAACCUCGCCAAAUCAAACCCACAGUUCUCUAUGUAUGUUGAUUCCUCUGACCUCAAUAGUCCUGUAGCAAUGGAGACGGAUGUUCCUUUGAUAGAAGAUGUUCAGAGGUUAAAAAAGACAGUUGAGGAGGGCGCGACUCAGUUGCAGCAUGACCAGCGGAAAGAGCGGCCUAUGGUGCGACGCAAAUCUGAGUUGCCUCAGGAUAUCUACACCACAAAAGCCUUGGAGUCCCACCGCAGAGCUGAAGAGAUGUUGACCACCCACGAUGGACUCUAGGUCCCACGACCUACCGGCUCUUGGUUCAACUGCCCCUCCUUACUCCUUACCCUCAACAGCCAUGGACAUCCUUUUAGCCUGGUCGCCAGAAUUAAACUGGUGACCCACGUUGGGCUCUCCAUCCCUCUUCCCACCAUCAGUUUACCCAGAAUCCUUAGUUCUUCUCCAUUCCUGCUGCCCUGACCCUAUCAUCAGUGCAGCACACUGGGCUUAUGACCAGUGCACAAACCCUGUAUUCACCUCCCUCAGAUUUCUGCUUUCUCAGGUUAAUUUUUUUUUUAUUAUUAUUUUAAGAGGGGCGGGAGUGUGUUUGUGUGUCUUUUUAGCCUUCGCCACAUUCAGUGUGCUCUCCCAUUAUUUUUGCAUCAGUUCUUCCCACCCUCCUUUUUCCCUCCAUCCCCACGUGCGCUCACUGUAAAUGUGGAACCCGGGACUAAGGACGCCACAGCGCUGGUUCCUUCAUUCCUUCUUGCAUACAUGUUCACAAAGGAUUAGGACAUGGAAACAUAGGAACUGACUGACUCACUGUCUAAGGAUCCUCUUUUGGUCUCUGCUUGGUUUUCUUUUCUGUCAAAGGGAACAAAAACAGAACCUGUUGGUCAAAUGAAAGACAAGACUUUCCUGUCAUCUGUUGUAUGUAUUUUUUUUCUUCCCUUUUUUUCCCUUUUUUUUCGGGCUCAAUCUAACAGACAUCUUGUCGGUGCCAAGUGUUCUUCUAUGUUUAUUUUGGUUCAUGGGUAUGUAUCUGUGACUUUAACAGGGACACUUGCCUUUGUUUUUGGUCACUAGUGUUUGAAAGAUUUAUUGUUGUUGUUGUUUUUUUUCAGUUUAGCACACUUAAGACCAAACUGAGGCCUGUCCUUAGCCUUGCAAUGUCCAGGAAGACAUCGAAGGAAAGGGGAAGUUGUCCUGUGGACAUCUGUCACUUUCCGUUUAUUGUUUUGUGCCAUAUGCCGCUCUUUUAUAUGCUUGCUUCCUUAUGUUCACUGGCAAUAUUUGAAAAGCAGACCACAGUGAUGCCUAGAAAGUUCAAACAAUGGUACUUACUAUAUUUGAGUUUUGUAGAUGAUGGAUAAACCUAAAUGAAAGCUAUAUGUCUUGCUAUUAGGUCACCUAAGUUGCAGUAUCAAUAUCUGGACAUGUGAGCACUCAGUUGCACAUAACAGCUGCAUAUUGAAUAGAGAGGACAGCACAGAUGUGGGAUGUUCAAGCUUAGUAUGUACACAGUAUACUGUAUAAUGAAUAUCUUUGUAAAGGAAAUAUAAUCAGAGAUCAUUUUUUAUUAUAUUGAAUGGAAGAGACAGAUCUGUACUGUCACACAGCUCCACUCACUGUCAGGUUUUAGAAGCCGUAACAAAGUUAGGACUUUCAUUCUUUGUUGCUUUUUUCAAGAGUAUGAUGGUGGUAUUGUCUGCUUUAAAGAUUUUAAAUCACAGAAUUAAUUUAUUAUUAAACAUAAGCUAGUUAGUAGCUAUUAAUGACAAAUUAUAUCAAAUGACAAAUGAUUAAUGCACACAAUUACUUGAGAACUACCAAAACCAAAAAUCACUUCCUCAAAAUUUAAAGUUGCUACUGUUCCUGAUUUCAGUUGUCUGGUUUGCGGAUUGUGUGUGUUAUAUCCUUCUCAGUGAGGAAGUUCCUGAUUAGGUUAGAAAAUAUCUUGCAGUCAGUACCAUUGUUUAAACUAAGGAGGUCUGCUAGAGUUCUUCAUAUUUGAUGUGCUGUAUUUCUUUGUCUUGUCCCUGGAGGUUACUAGCGUGGAUGUCAGGUUUUGGAGGGUUUUUUUGUCCCUGGCCAUUCAGAUGCUGAAACAGACUGGUAUCAAAUGGCCACAAAAAUGCCAGAUGCUGAAAAUAAACUGACAUUGUUACUUGGCUUGUUAAUUGUAUUAAUACUGUAUUUGCUUGAAUGCAAAAAGAUGUAAAUUAAAACUACCAUGUUAAACAUGUACCUUUUACCCUGGAGGAAUGCCAUUCACCAAACUGAUUUAUUUCUGUUGUUGAGGUCAUUGCAUUUAAAAAACAGUCCUGCUUGUUCGGAGAGAUGUUUUAUGGAUUUUAUGAGUUUGAGUCUGAGCUUUUAGAAGUUUAUUUUAGUGCUGAUAAACAAGUCGUCCACAAUAAUGAAAGAUGAUUUAAAAAUUAUUCGGUGGCUUGUUCUCAUUCUGCAGGAUCUUUGCAGAUCUUUUAAUUUUAACAUAUUAUUUCCAAAACAUGAUAACUUAAAGUGUCCUUUUGUAUGUGACCUGUACUAUAUGAUUCAUUUAAUAUUGUAUAUAUGAUUUACCUUGUUUCAUGUAGUGUUAUAUAUCUAGAUUAAUUUUGUACAAAUUGUCCCUCCUGUACAGAAUAAAACAUCAAUAGCAAGUGAAAGAAAGUCGAUCUGGCACAUACCGUCUUAUUUUCCCGUUUUGUGUUGGUCCUUUUGCAACACAAGGAUUUAGAUGAUUCUCAUUUUUAAUGUUGAAAUCUGUAAAGUUUCCUCCCUCCUCUAAAUAACUGACAAAUGUUCAUGCCUGUUGUGUGCUCCUUUCGCUGUAUUUAGUGGUGUACAACUAUAAAGAAUGGAUAAAGAGAUUAUUUGUAUAUUUUCAACCAUGCAUUAUUUUGGCUUUACUUGACUGAUAGAGCACACAUCAUGAAUUACUUUUUUGAAACAUACAGUGCAUGUGUACCGCAAUAUAAAUACU